Messenger RNA from Phragmites australis (common reed), 1016 nucleotides. Its product is annotated as serine/arginine-rich SC35-like splicing factor SCL33. Bases 138 to 767 code for a protein of 209 amino acids. The record is from RefSeq and is a predicted model, not a curated record. Gene Ontology annotation, molecular function: RNA binding. NCBI's taxonomy places the organism in Eukaryota, Viridiplantae, Streptophyta, Magnoliopsida, Poales, Poaceae. The transcript is spliced from 6 exons.
GUACGCCACCGUCUGCGUGAUAAAGCACAGGCGUCUCCUUGCGUCGCGUCCGGAAGCUUCCAGACUCGAGUCGGUCGAACCGAAGCGCUCCUCCUCCCCUCGAGCCCUCGGAUUCAUACUCCUCGCUUGCGGUCAAUAUGAGAAGAGGCUACAAUUACAGUCCUUCACCACCAAGGAGCUACAGGAGAAGGGUACGCAGCCCAAGCCCCCGUGAUCAUUAUGGUGGCCAUGAUAGAGAUCUGCCGACCAGUCUUUUGGUGAGGAAUCUCCGUCGAGACUGUAGGCCAGAAGACCUUCGACAUCCAUUUGGGCAGUUUGGUCGUCUUAAAGAUAUAUAUCUUCCAAGAGAUUAUUACACAGGGGAGCCCCGGGGAUUUGGGUUUGUCCAGUAUUAUGAUCCUGAAGAUGCUUCUGAUGCAAAGCACUAUAUGGAUGGGCAAUUAGUUCUCGGCAGGACAAUAACCGUUGUAUUUGCAGAGGAGAACAGAAAGAAGCCUCAAGAGAUGAGAGCUAGGGAUAGAGUCAGAGGUCGUUCUUACGAACGGAGGUAUUCUCACUCUAGGUCCCCUCGUUAUUCUAGGGGCCGAUCUCCUUCCCGCAGCCGAAGCUACUCAAGGUCUCCCUCACCUCCGAAUGGAAAGCACAGAUUCAGAGAGAGGUCCUACUCCCGCUCACCUGUUGACAGCAGAUCAGGAAGUAGGAGCCCCUAUGAGGAGCGAUUCAGCAGAUCCACAAGGAGAGAGAGGUCUCUUUCGGUUAGCGGAUGAAGUACUAGAGCUACUGUGAAUCUGCUCACGUUUAUCUACUUGCUAUGUCUUUUGAGCCAUAUGAUUUGUGGUAUAUCUAGAGCAUCGUGCCGAGUGAUGCCAGAAUAUGCAACAUUUGGCUAUGUGCUUUACCUGGAGGGUUACGGUCCCCACUAGUUUAAUUUUGUUGUGUGACUGCUUCUGGAAGAUAGCUCUACGCUACGAAUAAAGUUGGUUGGAUAAUGAAAGCUCAGUGAUUUAAUCGUGUCA